AUCAAGGACAUCCAGGAAAGUGACGGAGGGGAGUACAUGUGCCAAGUACUCAUCGGAAUCAACAACCGUAUUACAGCCAACGUGGACCUCCUUGUCCGCCGCCCGCCCGUCAUCUCGGAUAACUCCACCAGGUCCGUGGUAGCGAGCGAAAACGAGAGCGUGGAACUGUCCUGUUAUGCUGGAGGAAUGCCCAUCCCCGACAUUUCCUGGAGGAGGGAAAACAAUGCUAUCCUGCCCACUGGAGGGUCUAUCUACAGAGGCAACGUGCUCCAGAUCGCCAACAUCCGGAAGGAGGACCGCGGCACCUACUACUGCAUCGCCGAGAACCAGGUGGGACGCGGCGCCCGUAGGAACAUCAACGUGGAGGUGGAGUUUGCGCCCGUAGUCAAGGCCACACGCCCCAGGGUUUAUCAGGCCCUCCAAUACGACAUGGACUUGGAGUGCCACGUGGAGGCCUACCCCCCCGCGGCCAUCACCUGGAUCCACAAACAAGAGGCUAUCGUUAACAACCAGCAUUACAGGGUGUCCCAGUUCGCUACAGCCGACGAGUACACAGACACGACCCUCCGAGUUUUGAGCAUUGAGAAGAGGCAGUUUGGGAACUACACUUGCAUGGCCACUAACAAGCUCGGUCAGUCCAGUGCCAGGGUGGAGCUCAUCGAGACCACCACGCCCGUGUGCCCGCCGGCGUGUGGCACCCUCACCUACUCUGCCGCCCACACGCCCUCGCCUUCCGUCCUGGCCAUCCUCGCUCUCUUUGCUGCUAUCUUCCUGAGGAUCUAAGGAGAGCACGUGGUCCGAACAUCAGGUACCGGGGGUCCUUCUCUACACCACAGGCAGCGCGGGAGGGAGUGCUCUUCGACCCUGUCUCCGAGGACGAGCUUUUCCGGCAUAUCGCUGUCGUCGUCCUCAUAGGCGUUCUGGCGAUCAGAUUUGGGGUUUG
Molecule: messenger RNA, 943 nt
Organism: Penaeus vannamei (Pacific white shrimp)
Lineage: Eukaryota; Metazoa; Arthropoda; Malacostraca; Decapoda; Penaeidae
Source: RefSeq, a predicted model, not a curated record